UCCAUCCAGAGCUACAGGCUUGGCAUUUGGGUACAUGUCCCUUUAGAGUGUCUGUAGUAUACAUUGCUUUGAAAACAAAACACAAGAGCAAACAGUAUUGAUCUUUCAGGAUCUUACCAGUAUCUUAUUCUCUAUGACGUCAAUGGCUUGAGAUCGUCCACAGAUGAUGACUAAUUUAGCCAUUUCACAGAGACAGGCAUUUGGGGUUUCCACAAUGUCCUCACUGGGAGACUUCCACAGGAAAUGCAAGGUCCAGUCUACGGCUUCUUCUUAACCCCAGGUCACCCACCUAAGGUUCCUCCUGUCCACUCAGCACUCCAAUCGAAAUACAGAUUUCCUUGAGAGGCCUAGAAGCCCUGGUUCCCACCCACUCAGCAGUCAGCUGGGCAUCCUCACUCCACCUUGGACCUCAACUAGGGCAAAGGCCUCUAGUGGGUAUGGUGACUGCCUUGUUUACUCAGCCAGCGGGACCUGAGCCCAACCCAGUCCAAGGUGAGUCACCUGAACCGAAGGCAGGCACCACCCUUCCCAGAGUAGAACCCAGCUGGGCCAAAAGCCAUCACCACCUUCCAGAGGGAAACAGACUGCCUUGGCAGCGGCUGGAGGACACGGCAGCACCUGGCCUGCAGGGCGCUUCGGGGAGCAGCCAUGUCCACCCUGUACCCAUCUCUGGAGGACCUGAAGGUAGACCAGGUGAUCCAGGCCCAGGCCAGAGCCUCGCCCAAGAUGCCUGCCCUGCCUGCCCUGUCCACCCCAGUCCCAGAGGCAGCAACUCCUCCUCCUUCAGUUUUGUACCCAAACCUGGCGGAACUGGAGAACUAUAUGGGUCUUUCCCUCUCCAGCCAAGAAGUCCAGCAGAACUUGCCUCAGACUGCAGAGGAGGACAGCACGGCAGUCUCCAGCCCCUGGCCUGGCCAAGUGGUGGCACCCGUGUCGGGGAACAACCUGGGUGUGCGCCGUGCAGAGAUCAAGCCUGGGGUGCGCGAGAUUCACCUGUGCAAGGAUGAGCGGGGCAAGACUGGGCUGCGGCUGCGGGCCAUCGACAAGGGGCUUUUUGUACAGCUGGUCCAGGCCAACACCCCCGCCUCCCUGGUGGGCCUGCGCUUUGGGGACCAGGUCCUGCAGAUCGACGGACGUGACUGUGCUGGCUGGAGCACAGACAAAGCCCACCGAGUGAUGAAGAAGGCAUCGGCUGAAAAGAUUGUCAUGGUUGUUCGGGACAGGCCAUUCCAAAGGACGGUCACCAUGCACAAGGACAACCUGGGCCAUGUCGGCUUCGUCCUCAAGAAGGGAAAGGUGGCCUCGGUGGUCAAGGGGAGCUCAGCAGCCCGCAACGGGCUGCUGACCAACCACUAUGUGUGUGAAGUGAACGGGCAGAACGUCAUCGGGCUGAAGGACAAGAAGGUUACAGAGAUUCUGACCACAGCUGGAGACGUCAUCACCCUGACCAUCAUUCCCACAGUGAUCUACGAGCACAUGCUCAAAAAGUUGUCCCCAACGCUGCUCCACCACACCAUGGACCAUUCCAUCCCAGACGUCUGAGGCCACAGGAGGACAGCUCUGCCUCCUUCCUCCUUGCAGGGAAAGGCAGUUGUCCUCAGAUGACAGGUGGCAGCUGGCCUGCUACCUGAGAUCCGGGCUCUGAAGUGGGCGGCAAGAGUGUUCCAGGUGGGUGGACAUCAGAGGGCAGGAGUCUGUCCUGGGAGCCUUGGCAUUCUAGCUGGGCCUGGGGAAAGGGCAGAGUCCCCAGGAAGCCUAUUCUCUGCACUGUUUAAAAGCAGGGCACGUAGGCGGGCCUGCCCAACACUCCUCAGAGUUGUGGCUGGGUCCCUUUCAAAAUUCUGUCUCUACCAGGAAAAGCAGCUACAGGACGUGAGAGCAGAAGUAUGUUCUUUGUGAGAAUAUUUAGUUUUUCCUCUUAUCACUCUUCAUCACAGACUGCAUAUAGAUUAUACAGUUGGAAACCUUUACUGUCUUUUAAAUAAAGAUCUUGACUAUCAUCCUGUUCCCAAAGUUAUUGAAACGUUCCAGAAUCUCACUCCCAUGACAUGCAGUAGAGUUGCUUCCCCUGCCCCAUCCUGGGGCUUAAACUCAGGACCU
Perognathus longimembris pacificus (Pacific pocket mouse) is the source of this 2100-nucleotide messenger RNA. RefSeq names its product syndecan binding protein 2 (gene Sdcbp2). The record is from RefSeq and is a predicted model, not a curated record. NCBI's taxonomy places the organism in Eukaryota, Metazoa, Chordata, Mammalia, Rodentia, Heteromyidae. Gene Ontology annotation, cellular component: cytoplasm; plasma membrane. The transcript has 9 exons. Bases 649 to 1542 code for a protein of 297 amino acids. Gene Ontology annotation, molecular function: protein binding.